AUGUUCUCCCCCCCUUGUCAAGGGCCCAGCGCUCCGGCGGCUAACGCCGUCCGGGCUGCAUGGGCUCGAAGAAAGUCCCAAAUUUGUUCGCUGCUCGCAGAUCAGCAGGUGGGCUGUGGAUCUGGUGCGGUAAGCCGCCCCGAUUCUGCCGCUGCAAAGGCUGAUGAAAAGGCGUUUGGUGCUUCGUCUUUCGCAUCGUCUAAGCCUGCCUCCCCUUCUUUUGAUCGCGUUUCAAGUUCGAUGUUCUUCAACUCGUCGAAUUUCUCGACGGUUUCGCAGGGCUAUUGCCUCCAAUCUGCCUCUAAGAACCCGAGCCGCUCUCUACGCGGCCUGGAGAGCGGCAGGCUGCUCCACCCUCCCUGCGUAAAAAAAGCGGCCGGCCCUUCCUCUGUUCUCUUUCGUCCUUCCUUCUGCCUCAACCUCUACGGAGGCUUCUCUGCUGCGACGGGUUCCGCGCGUUCCGCUUCGAACGUGUGUGCUGUCGCUGGCAAGCCCGGCUGCAUUGUCUGUGCACUGGGAGUCGCGAGUUGCUUUUCGUGCGCCGCACUGCGUCUUUCUCAUGCGCCAUCUUCCCGUUUUUUCUCAUCUGACGCUGCGCCCGCUGCAGAGAAUUCACAGGUGGUGAAGGUGCCUUCCCUGGGAGACUCAAUCACGGAGGGAAGUUUGCUGGAGUGGCGCAAGAACGUGGGGGACCCGGUGGCGCUGGACGAAGUGAUUUGCGUCAUCGAAACCGACAAGGUCACCGUCGAAAUCCACAGCGCCUGCGCCGGCGUCAUUGCGUCGCAGGCCGCGCAGGAAGGCGAGACAGUCCACGUCGGCGGGCAACUGGCUAUCAUCGACUGCUCAGCCAGCGUCGCGGAUGCCACCUCGAGGGGCGGCGGAGAUGGUGCGAACGCAGCAUCCACCCACACGGGAGAGGGCGGCGCGCCUCCUGCGUCCCCUGGGCAUGCGGCAAGCGCCCCCGCCGCCCACGCGACAGGCCAUGCGCAUCGCACUCAUCACCACCACCGGCGGAGGCGCACGCCCCUAAUCUUCUUCAAAUUCGCGCACAGGAAAAGCGGACCGAGCCCGGUGCUCGAGGCGACGCAUGCUGAGGCGGAAGCCACGAUCUUCGAAGACCCGCUGCUCGAGAUCUGGGGCGUUCCCAUGUGGCGGCCGUUGAGCGAAGAAGAAGUGGAGGCUGUGAACUUGGGUGGAGCGGGCAGCGAGGCGGAUGCGCUGGGUAAGUGGACGGUCUUGCUUUCGAUGGAGCCGGCGAAGACCGGAAAGAAGGAAGGCGGGAAAAAGGGGGACGCUGCGAAGGCAGGCAGAUGA
This is a messenger RNA of Besnoitia besnoiti, 1314 nucleotides long. RefSeq names its product putative dihydrolipoamide acyltransferase. NCBI's taxonomy places the organism in Eukaryota, Apicomplexa, Conoidasida, Eucoccidiorida, Sarcocystidae. The record is from RefSeq and is a predicted model, not a curated record. Bases 1 to 1314 code for a protein of 437 amino acids. The transcript has 2 exons.